Exophiala mesophila is the source of this 1081-nucleotide messenger RNA. RefSeq lists its product as uncharacterized. Gene Ontology annotation, molecular function: transferase activity. Lineage: Eukaryota; Fungi; Ascomycota; Eurotiomycetes; Chaetothyriales; Herpotrichiellaceae. The coding region runs from base 1 to 1041 and encodes 346 amino acids. The record is from RefSeq and is a predicted model, not a curated record. The transcript is spliced from 3 exons.
AUGGCUUCAUUAAUUGAGCUUGAUUCCCUGGAGGUCCAAGUUCUCGUUGACAACGAGGUUGAUCCCAUCUCCACAUAUGAACACCCUGGAAUUGCCGUUUCUGGCCAAUUGAGGGACGUUGGACUCAAAACACCUCUCGAUGAAUCGAGUCGAGGAGGCGCCAAGCUUGAGAUUCGUCUAGACAACGUCUGUUGUGGAGCGCAUGGAUUAUCUCUUAUGAUUACCGGCGUCAAAGAUUCACAACGUCGUACAGUUCUCUUCGACACGGCCCCUGAAGAGCUGAUCUGGGAACUCAAUGUCAAUCGGCUUCGUGCCGACAUUGCCUCCAUAGAAUGGGUGCAACUCUCCCACUGGCACCGAGAUCAUUCAGGUGGCAUGCUCAAGGCCAUUUCAAUGAUUCAGAAGGCAAAGUCUUCAAAAGAGGGACUGACAGUCGACCUGCAUCCUGAUCGGCCCACAUAUCGUGGCAUUGCUACUCCCAACGGCAUCGUCUCCCUUGAACGAGAUCCUACCUGGGAAGAGAUCGAAGCAACGGGCGCAAAAGUGGAAAAGCAUUCUCAAACCCAUGCCAUCCUCGACGGUCACUUUCUGGUGUCGGGAGAAAUCCCUAGGGUGACGGCUUACGAACCAGGAGUGCUUCGCGGGGUCAAGUAUGAUGACAAGACACAUACCUGGGAGAAAGAUGAAUUGAUCCUAGACGAGAGAUUUCUGAUGUGCAAAGUCAAGGGCUACGUAUUCGCCCUGUCAAAUAAAGGACUUGUGGUAUUCACCGGAUGUAGCCACGCCGGGGUGGUUAAUGUGGUCAAGCAUGCACUGAGCCUCGCGGGAGAAGCAACACCAUUAUAUGCCGUUGUGGGAGGCUACCAUCUCGUGGGUCCUAAUGAAGCAUUUAUCAAAGAGACAGUGCAGGAUCUCAAGGCACUGAACCCACAGAUCUUGAUGCCUGGACAUUGUUCUGGUUGGAGAGCAAAGCAUGAGAUUGCAAAUGUGCUUCCAGGACGAUUAGCUCCAUCCACCGUGGGAACCAAGUUUGUUUUUUGAUAUGAGUUUGAGUAGAAUUUCGAUGAUUCUAGAGAGGCAA